Messenger RNA from Nerophis lumbriciformis (worm pipefish), 1986 nucleotides. Lineage: Eukaryota; Metazoa; Chordata; Actinopteri; Syngnathiformes; Syngnathidae. The record is from RefSeq and is a predicted model, not a curated record.
AUGACCACCAUCGUCCAUGACACUACAGAGGCAGUGUGCCUUUCUGCUGAGCACAACAUUUACUUGAAACCCAUUGCCAAAAUGACCGUCAGUGUGACGCUUCCACAACUCAAACUGCCGGGAAAGAGCAUUUCCAACUGGGAGGUCAUGGAAAGAGUAAAGGCCAUGGUAGUGCCGGACCAGUUUUCAGCCCUCCGAGUGUCCAAGAGCACGAUGGACUUCAUUCGUUUUGAGGGCGAGGUGGAAAACAAAAUGGUUGUGAAGACUUUGUUGGGGCGUCUGGAUGGGAAGAGCAUCAAACUCAGUGGAUUUACUGAUGUAUUGAAGGUGCGUGCAGUUGAGAACAAAGUGGACUUCCCCACGAGACAUGACUGGGACUCAUUCUUUCGAGAUGCCAAAGACAUGAAUGAAACUCUACCGGGUGAGAGGCCUGACACUAUUCACCUGGAAGGACUGCCCUGUCGCUGGUUCAGCCAAAAACAAAGCGGUUUUCCUGACCGACCAUGUCAGGAGGUCCUCAUCGCGGUCUUUGAGGCAUUUGGCAAGGUACGAAAUGUGGACAUCCCAAUGCUGGACCCAUACAGGGAGGAGAUGCUGGACAAAAACUUUAACACUUUUAGUUUUGGGGGCCAUUUGAACUUUGAGGCUUAUGUGCAGUACCACGAAUACGACGGCUUUACCAAAGCCAUGGACACGCUACGUGGAAUGAAGCUGAUGCUGAAAGGAGAUGAUGGAAAGGCAGUCGCUUGCAAUAUAAAGGUGACGUUUGACACCACCAAGCAUCUCGGUGAGUCAGCUAUGAAGAAGCGGAACCUGGAGAGGCUCAAGCUACAGGAGUUGGAGAAGCAGCGAGAAGAGCAAAAGCGGAGGGAGAAGGAAGAGGAAGAGCGUCGCAAAGAGCAGGAGCGCAAACAGAAAGAACAGGAGGAAGAGGAGCGCGAGAGGAAGAAAGAGGAGAAGCAGCGGAAGCGUGAACAGAAGCUGCAGGAGAGGGAGGAGAGGAGAAACAUGAAGAAGGUGAGAAAGCAGCAGGAGGAGGAGCAGAAGAAGCUUCAGAUGAAGAUUGCCAUGGAGGAACGGAGGCUUCUUCUGGCGCAGCGGAACCUUGAAUCAAUCCGGCUCAUUGCUGACCUGUUGGCCAGAGCUAAGGCUGUCAAGCAGCAGCAGCAGUUAAAGGAGCAGGCCGAGCGCGAAGAGCGCGAAAGACAAGAGAAGGCUCGACAGGAGGAGGAACGCGCCCGCCGUCAGCAUCUGGAAGCCUGCCGGCGUAAGCAGCAGGAGGAGCUUCUUAAAGUGGAAUUGGAAAAGGAACGCGCCCUCGACCUCCAACGCCGGGAGAAGGAGCUCAGAGAGAAGCUGCUCUCCAACAUGUUGAAGAAGAACAGUGACAAGCCUGUAAGACCUCGUGACACGCCGGAACAGGACGAUAUCACCAUGAGCAAGGAAGCCCCAAAUCCUGGGAGAGAGAAAGUACCCUUGGCAGUCUUGGGUCAGGUAAAUGGAGUGAUAGCAACAGAGGACAAAGACAAGCAGGGAUCCGCACCUUCUAAACCCUCAGGUAGAAGUCGAGGGACUAAGGAGAGAAAGGAAGGAGAGGCUGUGAAAAAUAAGAAGGACGAUGUGAGGUGCAGGUAUAGCGAGGAGCAUGACAGCAACUCAAAAAGCCGAGGGAGGAGGCCGCAUUCCAGCAGCAGCAGCAGCAGACGGAGAACGAGCGCUAACCACCGCAAGACCUCCAGCCAUCACAGGAGGAGCGAAAGUUCGCAUCGCUACCGGAGGUGUAGCCAAAGCCAUUGGAGCAGAAGCACAAGCUCUAGCCGGGACAGGAGCAGGAGCAGCAGCGGGAGGAGCUACAGCAGGGGAAGGAGCCGCAGACACCGUCACCGUAGAUACAGCAGCAGGAGUGACAGCAGGAACAGGAGUCGCUACAGUCGAGGAUACAGAAGGCGCAGCUACAGUAGAGACGGGAGUCUCUCCAGAAGAUGA